AUGCAUGCAACUCCAUCCCCCAUUGAUUUCUCACAGAGUACCAUUUCUGAAGAAUCUAAGUGUUACCUUGAUUUUGAAGACCAAGAUGAGAAAGCAAGAGAGAUAAUCUUCAUGCAAAUAUUCACGAUUCUUCAGCUUUCUCCAAACAAGAGACGCAAAAAGCAGUUGCUCGAGCUCAAAGAGUACUUCAAAAACCUUGAUUUCUUCAAAUAAGCUAGCAAAGCCGGAUGACGAUGACAUUUCCUUCGAACUUGCACGCUACAGAUACUUGCAGGCUUUCAAUAUGUCCCAGGGCCAGAAAGUCUUCAAUUAUGGUGAUGAAGGCACCUGGUUUUAUAUCAUAAUAAAAGGGUCUGUUGGCAUCAAAGUUCCAUCCAUCGUGACCAAAAAGAUGACACAGAAGGAUUUAGCUACAUUCAUGGAUAAAAACAAGGAAGAUAUUCUCUUCAAGCAAUGCAAGCAUGACUUGCCAAUUAAGAGCUUGAAGAAUGGAGUUCCUCCUAAUUUCCUCCUUGAUGAUCAGGAAAUCAGAACCUAUGAAGUCUGAAUCCUUAAGGAAGUAGCCGAGCUCAAGGACGGAAUGAGCUUCGGAGAGAUCGCCCUGAUGCAAAAUCAGCCUCGAUCUGCUACGGUUUAUUGUAAAUCCCAGAAUGCGUACUUUGCCGUUCUUGAUCGGAAAGAUUUUCAAAAGACCUAUAGCACCACACAGAAAAUACUAACUAAGCAUAAGAUGGAUCUUAUGAACCAUUUUGGAAUAUUUUCUCACUUUGGUUUCAAGAUGCUCAGGAAACUCAGCUUCUACCUCUUUGAGAGGAAAUAUUGAAUGAACCAGAACAUCUACAGCGAAAAUGAGUUCCCUGAUGGAGUCUAUCUCAUUGAAAACGGAGAGUUUGAGCUGUCCAAAAACGUCAGCGAUAACAACAUUCUUAGAAAGUUUCGAGUGUCCCGACUAGGUCAAAACCAAAUUUUCGGGUUACACGAAUGAAUCAAUCUAACGACUCGUACGAUGAACGCGACUUGUAUCUCCCCGACAGGGACGGUAUAUUGUAUUCCCUCUAAAGAUUUUGUUCAAAAGUUUCUUCCCAAAAUCCCAGAUGAAAUAGUAGAGGCUGAACUUAUUUAAGAUCAAGGACUUUCUCCAACUGAGGUACAAAUCUCUGGUCACCCUCGAAAAAUGUUCAGAUCUCAUCAAAAUGGAUGAGAUUAUUCGUAAAUACCAUAACAAACGCACCCAGAGUCAUAAGAAAAGAAAGCUAAACAAAGCCGAAGUUUCUCAAAAGCCGGCUGGUUCCAAAGCUAAGCGCAAGAUUUUAGCCUUUGAGAGAAAGGUCUACAACACCUCUGCUAACGAACGUUGUGCUUCUUACUUUCAAAGAAAUUAUCAACGGAAAGAUUUGUCUACAAAAAAUUCUAAAGAGACAUUCAAUAAGAAUGAUUUAAGUGUCUGCUUAUCUUCUCCAAAAAUGGCAACUAAAGACUCAGUUCGAGAAUCUCUUGGUGAGAAAUUAAGAAGGGAGCUGGCCGCCAGCAAGCAAGAUGAUUGUACUGCUUCCAAAAACAACCUAAUGCAACAGGGAGCUCUUCUCAAGAAAUCACUAAAGAAGGAGACUCAAGAGGCCAAAUCCAAUCGUUUCAAGGUAAAAGUAGUAAACAAGUUGAGACAGUCUCGAAAAGUCUCCCUUCAGAAGAAAAUUAUGGGAAUUCAGCAAAAGAUUGGCAAAAAGAGAAACUUCUACAUCACACUUCCUAAAUAAGAAGACAAAAACCAAUAAAAUAAUAGGAAUGAACAUCAAAAAGAUCGAUAUUAAGCCAGAUAUCCAGAAGACAGAGAAAUAGCAUGCAGACUACGGACUUCAAGUUCAACAAGAUCAAGGUUCUUAAUAAAAAUCUGCGACAACUCAAGACCCCUUCCAAGAAAUCAGACAAGCUGUCUUGACCCCCUCAGUUUAUCCCAACUACAAAUGUGUUUAAAUCUAUCGAUGGCAAGAACAAAUAUGCGAAGACCUUGUAUAAAGUUAAUAGCCUUGAGCAAUACCAGAAGCAUGUCCCAGAGAAGCUAAAUAGGAAGGAAAUCCAUGUCACCUGAAUCAACACUCUUGAUGUAGUAGCCCAACAGAAUUGUAGCUUCCUCAAUUCUGAUGAGCUUAUAUGAGACAUGAAGAGGUCGAAUAAAACCUGAAAUUCCACCCAGAAUUUACCUGGGAAGAGUCUGCCAACAUUAAACUCGUUUUACUUUGCAAAUAUUAAAGUGCCAUUAUCACUACAUAAAGAUUUCUCAGAUCCAUCUUUGACACUGCCUUCUUACAAAGAGAUUCAAAAGUUCUUGAGCCAAGAGACCAUCUUUGAUGAAGUUUAGAGUCUAAGGAAGGAGGUUAAAUACGUAUAUAUCAUCCUCAGGAGCAUUCCCUAGCAGAUUCUGGACCUGAUAUAAUACUCUGGGCUCUAAAGAAUUAGAUCAAUCUACUAUAAAGCCUCAAUUC
Moneuplotes crassus is the source of this 2480-nucleotide messenger RNA. Lineage: Eukaryota; Ciliophora; Spirotrichea; Euplotida; Euplotidae. The record is from the annotation of a GenBank genome assembly.